ACAACCCCCCAUUCAUUUAGUAUCACCCAAGUUUCUGAAAACAGAAAGAAAGCAAUAAGCUAUAAGUGUAGAAAGAAGAAGCAAAAGCUACAAAAUGGCAAAGACCCUCAGUUCCAUCUGCUUCACCACUCUCUUGCUCGUUGUCUUGUUGAUUUCAGCUGGAAUCCCGAAGAGCGAGGCGACGUGUACGAAGUACUUAGGCGAAGCCAUAUUGGCGUACCCAUGCAAGGAAAGCUACUGUGAAGCCAAAUGCGCUGAGUCUUACCACGAGUCAUGCAGAGGAGAGUGUGAGGAUCAUGAUCACCACCACGGAGUGCAUUUAACAAAUGACCAUGACGACCAUUGCCACUGCUACGGUCGUUAUUAAGCUGCUGAAGUUUACUAAACUCGUAUCGUAUUAAAUAAAAUAAGAAUGUAAGCGUGGUGGUUUCCUUCGAUUUAAGUGUCAUGUGUGAGUGUUGUUUGCGUUUUUUUUUCUAAUAAUAAAACAAAAUAGUACGUAGGAGGAAGCUAUAAUGACUUUCCUUCUACGUCUAUUAUAAGAUCAUGUUGUAUGUUAUUUCGAUUUGAUAAUAAUAAUAAAGUUUUUCUGUGUUUUGUCAA
Brassica rapa (field mustard) is the source of this 603-nucleotide messenger RNA. RefSeq names its product defensin-like protein 205. Lineage: Eukaryota; Viridiplantae; Streptophyta; Magnoliopsida; Brassicales; Brassicaceae. The record is from RefSeq and is a predicted model, not a curated record.